GGGGAAGGGAAAGGGAAAGCACCACCGGAAGCGAGGAAGAUGCUGUGUAAUCACUGAAAAAGUAAGGGAGGCACUCGCAUCCUAAAAAUGCCGGAUUACCUCGGUGCGGAUCAGCGGAAAACCAAAGAGGAUGAGAAGGACGACAAGCCCAUCCGAGCUCUGGAUGAGGGGGACAUCGCCUUGCUGAAAACUUACGGUCAGAGUACUUACUCCAGGCAGAUCAAGCAGGUUGAGGAUGACAUUCAACAACUUCUUAAGAAAAUUAAUGAGCUCACUGGUAUUAAAGAAUCUGACACUGGCCUGGCCCCACCAGCACUCUGGGACUUGGCUGCAGACAAGCAAACUCUCCAGAGUGAACAGCCUUUACAGGUUGCAAGGUGUACAAAGAUAAUUAAUGCUGAUUCAGAGGACCCAAAAUACAUUAUCAAUGUGAAGCAGUUUGCCAAGUUCGUGGUAGACCUCAGCGAUCAGGUGGCACCUACUGACAUUGAAGAAGGGAUGAGAGUUGGUGUGGACAGAAAUAAGUAUCAAAUCCACAUUCCACUGCCUCCUAAGAUUGACCCAACAGUUACCAUGAUGCAGGUAGAGGAAAAACCUGAUGUCACUUACAGUGAUGUUGGUGGUUGUAAGGAACAGAUUGAGAAAUUGAGAGAAGUGGUUGAAACGCCACUACUUCAUCCAGAGAGGUUUGUUAACCUUGGCAUUGAGCCUCCCAAGGGUGUGCUGCUGUUUGGUCCCCCAGGCACAGGCAAGACACUCUGUGCCAGGGCAGUUGCUAAUAGGACUGACGCUUGCUUCAUUCGAGUUAUUGGAUCCGAACUUGUACAGAAAUACGUUGGAGAGGGGGCUCGAAUGGUUCGUGAACUUUUUGAAAUGGCCAGAACAAAAAAAGCCUGCCUUAUCUUCUUUGAUGAAAUCGAUGCCAUUGGAGGGGCUCGGUUUGAUGAUGGUGCUGGAGGUGACAAUGAAGUACAGAGAACAAUGUUAGAACUGAUUAAUCAGCUGGAUGGUUUUGAUCCUCGAGGCAACAUUAAAGUGCUGAUGGCCACCAAUAGACCUGAUACUCUGGACCCAGCACUGAUGAGGCCAGGGAGAUUGGAUAGAAAGAUUGAAUUUAGCUUACCUGAUUUAGAGGGUCGGACUCACAUCUUUAAGAUUCAUGCUCGUUCAAUGAGUGUUGAAAGAGAUAUCAGAUUUGAAUUGUUAGCACGACUAUGUCCAAAUAGCACUGGUGCCGAGAUUAGAAGUGUCUGCACAGAAGCUGGUAUGUUUGCAAUCCGAGCACGGCGAAAAAUUGCUACUGAGAAGGAUUUCUUGGAAGCUGUAAAUAAGGUCAUUAAGUCUUAUGCCAAAUUCAGUGCUACUCCUCGCUACAUGACAUACAACUGAGCCUCAAAGGCUUUCAAAUGACAACUUCAGUUAGAAUCUUAAGACUUGUUAGUACCACCUCACAAAAAAAAAAUAAAUGGUUUAAAAAUUGUAUGCUUUUCCCCCCAGAUCUCUUUUUUUCCAUAGUGUAAGUUAUUGGUAUAUAGGCAGAAAAGCUUGUUACAAUGUAUGUUGACUUGUUUUGAUCCACCACCAUUUAAAGGCUUCACAUUAUUAUAUAAAGUGCUUGCUUAAACUAUAUAUAUUCUAGGGUUAUGGUGGCUGGUGGCUAUAUCAUUAUAUCCUCCCAUCUCCCCAGUGAAGAAGAUGAAAUGGAUCUUGAAUUAACAGAUGCAAAAACUUUUCCUUCCUAAUUUACUCAUUGGUAGGGCUGGGAUUCAAAUCUAAGUUUGUUAGCUCCUUUACCUAUGCACCUAUUUUGCUCUUCUGCCCUCCAUUAAAAUAGGUCAUCUACAUAUUGACCACAUGCAUUAUGAUAGUUUUCCUCCACCAUGUUGAAUAAUAAACUUUUGGCCAAACCUUUUUUAAAGUGAAAAAAAAUAAUUUGAUAAAUAUUUUGCUUUGCUGUUUGGCUGAUUUCAAAUUAUCCCAGAAUUGGUGAUUUUUUGUAUAUAUGACAGCGGAAUGCAUUACAAUUCUUAUUACACAUGUAGGGCACAAUUUUUCAUAUCUCUGGUUGUACACAAAGUAUAUUCACACCAAUUCGUAUCUUCAUACAUGUGCUUUGGAUAAUAAUGAUUGUCACAUUCCACCAUCAUUUAUAACUCCAUGCCCCUCCCCUCCAACCCCUCUACCCUAUCUAGAGAUCAUCUAUUCCUCCCAUGCUCCUUCUCCCUAUCCCACUAUGAAUCAGCCUCCUUAUAUAUAAAAAAAAAAAAUUGAGCAUUUGGUUUUUUGGGAUUGGCCAACUUAGCAUUAUCCUCUCUAAUUUCAUCUGUCAGUGGUGAUUUAAUAAACAGUGAAGUAGUAGCAGGUAAAAUAGAAAUAAAAAUGUACACAUAAUUAAUUUAGAAAAUCCAGAGUUGGUUUCAUUCAUCGAAGUGGUUAUUUUCAGUUUAUAAAUUUGUGCCUUAAAAUUUUGGUAAACUUCUAUAGUGAGGUAUAAAUAUAGGUUCCAUUAGAAUUCCCAGUAGAUCUCUUAGAAUUACUUCUUAUGCAACUACCACCAGAUCCCCUUUUCUACCACAGUUACCUGUAGUCCCCUAAGUACUGAGACCAAAGCACAAUAGUCAAUGUUUUUAUUGAAUUUCAGUAUUCAUAAAUAAAUUGAAAAUAGUGAGAGCUGGAUAAAUGUUUAAGUCACAAAAAAUGUUGACAGCAUAGAAACUGCUUGUUAUACUGAAAUAUUAAUGAAAGUUUUCAAAUAGAAAAGUUAAAGUCCUUCAUUUGUAAAAUCCAACUAAUAUUUUCUUGAUUUUUGAUCAGAAACAUUCUUUUUUCUAACCCUGUCCUAGUCUUUCUUGAGGUAUAAAAUAGAGCAAACCAUUUCCAGGUUUUGCUUACAAUAAAAUGUACUCAAGUAAA
Messenger RNA from Marmota monax (woodchuck), 2913 nucleotides. It is a transcript of the gene Psmc2, whose product is annotated as proteasome 26S subunit, ATPase 2. Bases 88 to 1389 code for a protein of 433 amino acids. Gene Ontology annotation, biological process: proteasome-mediated ubiquitin-dependent protein catabolic process. Gene Ontology annotation, molecular function: ATP binding; ATP hydrolysis activity; proteasome-activating activity. The record is from RefSeq and is a predicted model, not a curated record. Lineage: Eukaryota; Metazoa; Chordata; Mammalia; Rodentia; Sciuridae. The transcript is spliced from 12 exons. Gene Ontology annotation, cellular component: proteasome regulatory particle, base subcomplex.